This is a messenger RNA of Arctia plantaginis, 1911 nucleotides long. NCBI's taxonomy places the organism in Eukaryota, Metazoa, Arthropoda, Insecta, Lepidoptera, Erebidae. The record is from the annotation of a GenBank genome assembly.
AUGGCCUCAGAGCAGUCAGAGCAGUUUUCUUAUGAAAUCGAAGGCAUUAAUGUGGAUCUGCCAGUGAGGCCCUAUGAUGUCCAAAAGGAAAUUAUGUCUAAGGCAAUCAAGACCUUCCAAGAUUCAACAAACUGCGUGAUAGAAAGUCCAACAGGUACCGGAAAGACGCUGGCUCUCCUGUGCAGCGCAAUAGCUUGGCAAAAAAAAUACACAAAAUUCGAGACGCAGGACAAUAAACGCACAAAAAUUUCGGAAAGACAUCCUACCAUCUACUUCGCUUCGCGGACCAAUGAACAAGUCAAUAGCGCCUAUAAUGAAUUCAAGCGAACUAGUUACUUUAAAGACACGAGCCGAUCUAUAUUGUCUAGUCGAGAAAUAAGUUGUUUCAAAGAACUUGAUAGCAGGCAAGCAAACUCAAAAGAUGAGAUGUGUCUCAAGUACAAGAAUUCCUGCAACUAUUACUACAACUACGAGCAACUAUUGGACAUGGGCAAGUGCAUGCUUGACUUAGAAGACCUGGGGCAAGUAGCAAGGAAGAGGGGUGCUUGUGCUUACUUCGGUGCUAUCGAAUUGGCUAAAAACGCUGAUAUAGUUUUCUGUACACAAAAUUAUAUUAUAGAUCCUAAAAUCAGGCAAAAGCUUCAAAUAAAUCUUAAAGAUGCUAUUAUACUGCUGGAUGAUGCUCAUGACGUAGAAAACAAAUGUCGCCAAUCAGCCUCUGUUGACUUCACUAGCGACGACAUAAAUGCUGCCAUUGACGAUCUUGCUGAUUCAGGAGAGGCUUAUCAAGAACUGGUUUCAAUGUUGAGAACGUGGUAUGAUUGGGCAACGGAGCAACAAACAUUGCGAGCCCAUCGACUGCUACUUCAAUUAAGGAACGGUCAUCAAUUAUCGCAGGAUUAUUACAAAGAACUUAGGAGCGCCGCCUCGAGGAGAGUGAUCCGGUACAAAUCCCUUCUUCUAGUGGAGAAAGUCAUCACCGUCGUUGAUUAUUUACGAGAGGACACUUUUUCUUCCAACUUUAUACUGAAAGUGGUGGAUUCAAAGAAUAACACAAAAGUAAAAAUGGAGUGUAUGAUGCCUUCUAUAGUGAUGAAAAAAUUAAUAGACGAAAUGCCUCGUUGCGUCGUAUUGUCCUCGGGUGCAUUCGCCAUGGACAUUAAUCACCUACGUGCAGAACUUGGGCCUUAUUUUCAGAACCACUACCCUUUCACAGACGUUGUACAGGACAAUAGAGUUUGGGUUGGCGCUAUAGACACAACACCCAGAUUAAUGAUAACAAAUAUUAAUAAAAACCCAGAUACUGUGAAGAAACUCGGCGAAAUUAUACUAGGAGUGUGUAAGGUCACACCGCACGUAGUUUUGUGUUUCAUGCCGUCUUAUGCUUUUUUAAGAAGUAUGAAAAAUCAUUGGGAGGAGCCGUCACAACUGUUGGCUGAUAUGAAGGAAUUAAAACAUGUGAUAUGGGAGGACCAGAAUACGACAGCAGACGGACGGGAAUUUGAAAAUUACGUCGGUGGCAGUGACGUAUUGCUGUUCGCCGUGUACCGAGGAAAGUAUGCAGACAUGGAUUUUAAAGAUAAACCAGCGAGGGCUGUUAUAUGUGUUGGUGAACCUAUGCCUAAUACAAGCGACGUUCAGGAAAAAAUGGAUUUUAACAAUAGAAAUAUAUCUAAAGGCUUGCUUGACAAGGAAAAUUGGUUACAAGCACAAAUUUUCAGGGCGCUGAAUCAAGCUGCGGGGCGGUGUAUUCGCCACAAGGAUGACUGGGGCGCGGUGCUAUUGGUUAAUUGCGAAUUAAGCCAUCCUAAACUUGCCCCAUGGAUGAAAAGAUCGGUCAAUCGGAAUGAACAGACUGUCUGGGCCAGUCGUUUGGAAGAUUUUAUGAAUAGAAUGGCAAUAACUGACUAA